CGAUUAUCAUCCUCUCUCUACCAUCGUAGUCUUCCUCGUCUCGCUUUGACCUUGUUUCUCGCCCAUCCUCCUUCAGACAUGGCCGACGUUGUACCCGCCGCUUCUCAGAUCGAGAUCAACGACGCUAUCUUCUGUCAACACUACAAGGAGGUUUGCGGCGAGUGCAGCGCCGAUUUCAGAGAGGAGAAUGACACUUUCUUCGGGUUUGAUCCUAUCGACCGUGAAGGUAUCGAGGCUCCUGCUGCCACUGUCAACAAGGGUGGUGCCUACCAAUGCAAAAAGCAUGGCUCUCUCUCUUGCAAUCAAUGUUACGGAUGGAAGAAGCAGAUAACCAGGGCCAGAACGGCCGCGAAGAAGUCUGGGAAGAAAUAGGCCCCUCUGGACUUGCGAAGCUCAGACGUGGGAGACGAACAGAAUGAUGGCGGCACGAUAUCCUUGAGACAAUUCGUUGCAAUGUAUGUAUGAGUAGAAUGUGCUAUAGUUCGAAAGUUCUAAAUG
This is a messenger RNA of Heterobasidion irregulare TC 32-1, 498 nucleotides long. RefSeq lists its product as uncharacterized. The record is from RefSeq and is a predicted model, not a curated record. The coding region runs from base 79 to 372 and encodes 97 amino acids. NCBI's taxonomy places the organism in Eukaryota, Fungi, Basidiomycota, Agaricomycetes, Russulales, Bondarzewiaceae. The transcript has 4 exons.